AUGACUACUUUGGGCAACCUGACACCCUCAAGCACUGUGUUUUUCUGUUGUGAUAUGCAAGAGCGAUUCCGGCCUGCCAUCAAGUACUUCGGUGAUAUCAUCAGUGUGGGCCAACGAUUGCUCCAAGGUGCACGGCUCUUAGGAAUUCCAGUUAUUGUAACUGAACAGUAUCCCAAAGGUCUUGGCAGCACUGUGCAAGAAAUUGAUUUAACAGGAGCUAAACUUGUGCUUCCCAAAACAAAAUUUUCAAUGGUUUUGCCAGAAGUUGAAGCAGCAUUAGCAGAGAUCCCUGGAAUCCGCAGCGUUGUCCUUUUUGGAGUAGAAACUCAUGUCUGCAUCCAGCAAACGGCAUUGGAAUUAAUUGGCAGAGGUCUGGAAGUUCAUAUCGUAGCUGAUGCCACCUCAUCAAGAAGUAUGAUGGACAGAAUGUUUGCUCUUGAGCGUCUUGCUCGUACUGGAAUUAUUGUUACUACUAGCGAAGCUAUAUUGCUGCAGCUGGUAGCUGAUAAAGAACAUCCAAAAUUCAAAGAAAUCCAAAAUCUUAUUAAGGCGAGUGCCCCUGAGUCAGGGCUCCUUUCCAAAGUUUAAAGAGGAUGUGGAAGAAGUGGAUCUCAUUGUCAUCUUUAAGGAGCAAGGAAAGCUGUAAGCGCACAUGUACACCUCCUUUCACUCAAAGUUUGGUAGAAGUUUAAAAUUAAAAAUUGACAUACUUGUGCUUGCCUUAGCGAAAUUGUCUGGUUAUACAUCUGGGUGCCAGUAUGUUCUGUUUAGUUACAGCUGUCAGAGGCUUUGGGUACCGUAAGACCCUUUUGUUGUCAAAUUUCCUUAUUUAUUUAAAAAACAGAAGUUAACAGAGGUGCCUGCUAGUCUACACUACACACUGAUUGUAACAGCUCCAAAAAGUGCAUAUUUCUGUGACACCUCUUGAUUGUGCACUUUGUAAAAGCGCUCUGUGACAUUCUGUUUUCCUUUUGUAUUAGUAGAAGAUAAUUAUAUAUUGGACAAAUGUGAUGUGAUAUGCUUUAAUGUUCUAUGUAAAUGAAGUAUUUUAAUAGGGCAUAAGUUAAAACUGACUAAGAU
This is a messenger RNA of Charadrius vociferus (killdeer), 1080 nucleotides long. RefSeq names its product isochorismatase domain containing 1 (gene ISOC1). NCBI's taxonomy places the organism in Eukaryota, Metazoa, Chordata, Aves, Charadriiformes, Charadriidae. The record is from RefSeq and is a predicted model, not a curated record. Gene Ontology annotation, cellular component: cytoplasm. The transcript is spliced from 4 exons. The coding region runs from base 1 to 588 and encodes 195 amino acids.